This is a messenger RNA of Anopheles maculipalpis, 405 nucleotides long. RefSeq names its product serine/arginine-rich splicing factor 6-like. The record is from RefSeq and is a predicted model, not a curated record. The transcript has 2 exons. Lineage: Eukaryota; Metazoa; Arthropoda; Insecta; Diptera; Culicidae. Bases 1 to 405 code for a protein of 134 amino acids.
AUGGAGCAGGAAAUCGACGAUUUGGAUGCGAAUCUACCAACACAGAUUGACCCGCCGAGCGUGUUCUCGUUCCCGAGCGACACACUGGCUAUGAUCGCUCCAGCUCGGCAAAGCAUGAAAGUGUCCAAGGAUGCACAAGAACCAAUGAAUCGACGUCGCUCCCGAGGCAGAUCGCAGUCCCGCGGUCGUCGUAUGGCCAUGUCCAAGACCACCCAGGAACAGGAAACACCACCGAUGCGUCAACGACGAGCCCGUACACGGUCACGUUCCGCUGCAAACCGUGGAGGAAGCCGAAGCACAUCGCGUCGUCGCGCUCGCAGCCGUGCACCGUCCCGUUCGCGAUCCCGUUCUGGCCGUAAUCGAUCGCAAAGCCAGAAGCGAACCAGCCGUACUCGUCGACGCUAG